AUGCAAAAGUUAAAUGAAUUUCAAGAAUACCAUUUACAUGAACAAUUCGACGAAGAUUAAGGGAGGGGGAGAUUUCUAACGCCAUCAUUUCUGCCUUACAGUUUAUCAAAACAUGAUGUUAAACAGGAGGAGAGAUCCAUGGUUUAGAUUGAUUCCCAGGCAUCAAUAAAGGAUGAUGCUUUCGGAUUGCAGAAUAUCAAGGGACAUGUGAAAAAUACCUACAUCAAAAAGAUACAUUCUCUGCUUAGUGUAGAGGGGGAGAACGAAAAGAUUAUCAAAAAAGUAUAAAAGGAGCCGAGUUCAUCCAGUAAGCAGUUGGAGAAUGAGGAUCAAAAGAUGAUAAGGAACAGAGAAAGUGCAAGAAAUUCCAGAUAACGAAAGAAGCUAUACAUCAAUCUGUUAGAAAAGAAGGUUGAAGACUUAAAUUAGGCAAUCGGACAAUUAAGAAAAUCAACAGAAUCAACAUUUUAGACUAUGCAUUCAGUUUUGGAAUAGAAUUCAAGCAUCCAGGAUAUGAUUGUCGAAUAGACUUAGUUGUUUGAGUAACUCAAGGUAAAGGAGCAGGAAUUUAAUGAAUUGCAAUAGUUGCUUACAGAAUCAUAUAAGCUCAAGUUCAAAGCUACAGGAACCAAGCGCAAGUAAUACAUUCGAUAUUGCUUUCAAAAUAUUGCCAGACUCCUCUUAGAUGGAAACUAUGGCACGCUGUUAUUUGGACAAAGCUACUUCUCAAAAAACUAUACUAUGCAUGACGAAGAAGAAUUGGCCGAUUACAUCAAAAAUCUCAGAGAUGCCACUGGGAUCUGCGAUAAUGGAGUGUUUUUAAAUUUAUACACUAUUGUUAGGAGAGUGAUUGAUCAUAAGAAGAAUUUCUCUUUUCUCAUUAAAUAAAUUAAACUAAAACAAAAAGAGUUGAGAAUCUGUCAAUAAUAAAUUGAUGAUUAAAUUGACGAUAUCUAGUUGAAUGGGAUUCAAUUUGCUAAUCUUAUUCAUUAAGUAAAUAAAGACCAACUGAAUUAACCCCAACUCACUCAACCCCUUGAAAUCCCUCCAUAAAAGCAAAUGAUAUUGAAGAUGGUACCUAAAUAUCCCUUUGAACUCAUGAAUAACCCAUUUUUACUUCCCAACAGUCUGAUGAUCGAUCCUCUUUAAAUCGAUCUCAUCACAAAGAAUUUACGAUAGCCUUGA
This is a messenger RNA of Paramecium tetraurelia, 1185 nucleotides long. RefSeq lists its product as uncharacterized. Gene Ontology annotation, molecular function: DNA-binding transcription factor activity. Gene Ontology annotation, biological process: regulation of DNA-templated transcription. Lineage: Eukaryota; Ciliophora; Oligohymenophorea; Peniculida; Parameciidae. The record is from RefSeq and is a predicted model, not a curated record. The transcript has 3 exons.